AUGAACAACCCAAUAAGGAACCCCACGCAACAGGCCUCCAUGCUUCUACAGAGCUGUUUAGCCAUUGUCGAGGACAGCAGGAACGAAGUGGGUGCCUUCAGGAGCACGCUCACUAAGCUAGGCGUCACGUGGCCGCACGUCAACAGCAAGAGCGAAGAGCUCACCGUAACGGCCGCGAGGGUGUUCGAGGCGUUUCGGAUCUCGCCGCUGCUUACCAUCCGCAAGAGUCAAACCAAGGCGGGCGAAGUGUCGCUCCUCAUCGAGCCUGGCGAUGCACUGCCAAGCUGGUUCAAGAUGCGGGCACUGCUGUUACAAGAAGGCACAUACCGCACCUAUUACGAACAGGCUGCAGCACUCUACGACAGCAACGCUACACCUACGAUGAGUUUCCAGGAUUUCAGCGAGUUAGAAAGUUUGCUCAUUCCGGCAUUGACGUCCGCUGACCGCAGUGAUGCCGAAGUUUUCGAACUAGACUCUACAGAGCGCCUCAGUUACUACCUAGAGCCUGACAGGUUCGCGCGCCUGCAAGCUUUUCUGAAAUAUGGUCUGGGACUGCCGUCAUCGACGAGGGUGCAAGUGCGCUCUGCGGACUACAUGAAACGUCUUCAGGGCUUAGCGAAGCACAUUGGUGAACAGCGCUUGGAGUUCUACCUGGGCUGGUGCGUGGUGCAGGCCAUGUGGCGAUUCGUCAGCAAACCAUUCUCGCAGCUUUGGUAUCAAAGCGUACGCUCCGCCCUGGACACUGUCGUCGAGCGACCCAGCCACGCAGACUGCAUCGAGUUGACCGAGUCGCUGCUGGGCUGGACUGUGUACGCAGAGUUCUCGAGGACCCACGUGGAAGCCAAAGCGCUGGACGACGUCGAUGAGAUAGCGCGCACCAUCGCUGCCGUCUUCAUCAACGAAGUAAAACGCGGUCGGUGGUCCUAUAUCGCCGAUCACAUUUCCUUCGCCAAGCGGGAUUUCGAGGACGUUCUCUUCCACGGCAAACGCUUCAACGAGCAAGCACUCAGCGACGUGUUCGACACGGUCGCCAUGAACGUUUCGUUGCUGCAGAACUGGAUGGCCGUUGCGAAGGCGAACGCACGCAUCCCGGAUGAAGAGUGGCGGGAGGUGUCCUCCAGCUACAUGAGGCAGCUCCGCGAGUCCAACGGCUACGCGUUCUUCGACUCCCAGAGGUCGGCUGUUCGCAUCCCUCCGCUCUUCCCCAUGCUGCCCCUGUACGACCACGACUCUACGGUGGCGGCCAAGUACGGAGCCAUCGGCACGGUGCUGGGGGCGGCCGCCGUACGACUCUUCGUGAGCCGCCUGCCCCACAACUCGGUCGCCCGCACGAAGAUCGAAGAGAGGCUCGCUUGCUUCGCUGUACCCCGCGCUUCGCCCGCGGCCCAGUCACGAGUCAACCAGCACGCAUAUCUCGCCGCUGCGGUCGACCUCGUCUGGGACGCCUUCGCGUCGGCAGACGCUCAGGCGUCAGUGGAGGCCGGAGACCUCAGCAACUACACCAGCGACGUGACGUUUUUCAUGGUGAUGUGCCACCUCCUGUGCAGCGUGCGCGCGUCACUCUUGGUCGAGUUCAGCUGCAACCAGGUCGUCAAAAACAGCCGCGCAUUCGCGCGAGUCUUCAACUGCGAAGUUGGCAGACCUAUGAGCCCUGCGAAAAAGUGCAAUUUUUUCUCGUACGCGUGA
Messenger RNA from Dermacentor andersoni, 1686 nucleotides. Its product is annotated as neprilysin-1-like. NCBI's taxonomy places the organism in Eukaryota, Metazoa, Arthropoda, Arachnida, Ixodida, Ixodidae. Gene Ontology annotation, molecular function: metalloendopeptidase activity. Gene Ontology annotation, biological process: protein processing. The record is from RefSeq and is a predicted model, not a curated record. Gene Ontology annotation, cellular component: plasma membrane.